ACUGUUCAGAGUUCGUAGACUUUCGCAGCUGAUUCGCAAGUCAGCAGAGGACAGAACAAGGAUUUCAGAUCUAGUUGGACAAUGUACAGGAAAGUAACGGAGCAACAGGGAUUUAGAAGUAUCUACAUUUUUCAUCAAGAAUAGAGCGGACGGAGAGUCCUCCAAACUCAAGAUUGGAUCCACAGGCCAUGCCAGAGGGCUCCUCCUCCACCAUCUCUCUGGCCCCCAUGGGAGAAGAAUCACCUCAGCCAUGCCCGCCCCUCCCUCUCAGGGACCAUGAGCAGGAGUCGAGGGCCUUCUCAGGGUCCUACAGCCGGCUGUGUUCGGAGCUGUCAGAGGGCCAGGCCGAGCGUCCAGUGAGCCUGGUGUCCACACUGUCGUCCUGCUCAUCCAGGGACAGCCACGGCCUGUACGACAGCACCGGCCCCCUGCUGUCCUCCUCUCUCCUGCCCCCGGCCAGCCAGGACGUCAAUCUGGAGCUGAGCCCACCAGAGGGGGCCAGGGAGCCUACCAGCCCCAGGGCAGAGUGGCAGGACCGCUGUCCAACCAGGACCCAGACAAACAACAAGGUGGCCAAUAGGAAGGCCGCCGCACCCCAGACUCCGCCCUCACCCUCAGUCAAGGAAACCAUGGCACCCAACACCAAGCUCACCUACGUGGACCGCGUCGUCAUGGAGAUCAUCGAGACCGAGCGCACGUAUGUCCGGGACCUGCGCAGCAUCGUGGAGGACUACCUCGCUCACAUCAUCGAUGUUGGCACUCUGCCCAUCCGACCAGAGCAGGUGUGCGCCCUGUUUGGAAACAUCCAGGAUAUCUAUGAGUUUAACAGUGAGCUGCUACAGUAUCUGGACAUGUGUGAGAACGACCCUGUGGCUGUGGCCAGGUGCUUCGUAGACAAGAGCGAGUACUUUGACAUCUACACACAGUACUGCACUAACUACCCCAACUCAGUGGCAGCUCUGACAGAGUGCAUGAGGAGCAAGACUCUGGCCAAGUUCUUCAGGGACAGACAGGCGUGUCUGAAUCUGUCUCUCCCGCUGGGUUCAUACCUCCUUAAACCUGUCCAGCGGAUCCUCAAGUAUCACUUGCUGCUGCAGGAGAUCGCCAAGCACUCUGACCCAGAGGAGGACGGCUGCGAGGUGGUCCAGGAUGCCAUCGACACCAUGACGGGCGUGGCCUGGUACAUCAACGACAUGAAGAGGAAACACGAGCAUGCCGUCAGGCUGCAGGAGAUCCAGUCCCUGCUGAUUAACUGGAAGGGUCCUGACCUCACCACGUACGGGGAGCUGGUGCUGGAGGGGAGCUUCCACGUCCACCGGGCCAAGAACACACGGACCCUCUUCCUGUUCCACAAGAUGCUCCUCAUCACCAAGAAGAGGGGCGAGCACUACGUCUACAAGAACCACAUCUCAUGCUCCACCCUGAUGCUGCUGGACAGUGCCAAGGACCCUCUUCUGUUCAGCGUCAUCCACUUCAAGUACCCCAAACAGCCCCACACCGUGCAGGCCAAGACGGUGGAGGAGAAGCGUGUUUGGGCUCAUCAUAUCAAGAGGCUCAUCUUGGAGAACCACCACACCAUUGUUCCUCAGAAGGCGAAAGAGGCCAUCCUGGAAAUUGACUCAAUUUCUCCGUGGAAGAGCCGCUACAGUCCUGAGGGACUGAAGAAGGCUGUCUCCUGCCACCCUCAAGAGCUACCCUCUGGAGCCCGGCCCGGACGCAGGAGAUCAGAACCUUCCAAACAGCUUAAAAGGACAACGAAAGCCAUUUUGAAGCACUCAGACAGCACAGGUGAUCUCCUGGGGGGCAGGCUCUCCCUGCAGCCCACUGCUGCUGUCACAGCCCUGGGCAGCAGCCCAGGCGAGGCUGAGGAUGAGAGGCCUAGUGGGAAGGAAGACACAAAGGAACCAGGCCUGGAGGGGGGGGACUCUGAGAAUAGGAGUCCCUCUGGCAUAGACCCCAGAGCAAGCAACUUGCCCUGUGAGAGGGGUCUGGAGAGGGAGCAGGAGGAUGAGAGGGAGCAGGAGGAUGUUCUUCUGGAGGAUGACCAGGUAGCUGACUUUGCGAGCUCCAUGCUGGCAGCGAUCUCCUGCUGGCACUUUAGAGCCAGGGCUUUGCUUUCCACUCACUUCACAACGGUGUCUGAAGAAGCUCCGCCCCUUCGCAGCCUCGCUCAGCAGGCCGAGCGUGGAGGACAGGGUAGCAAGGUCACGUCUCAACGCUCCACCCCGGCUGCCUCUCCUCCCCUGCCUCUGAGGCAGCCUGAAGCUGAACCCCCAGAGAGUCAGGAGGCAUCUAGAGAGGACGAGGAAGAGGAGAGCGACUCUUCAGCUCUCCAGCUGGACACCAGCAACAGCAGCACCGUGACGAUCGGAGAGCUCUCAGAGGAGGAGGGAGCCGGGAUGGGACGCAUCCGGCCCUCCUGUGUGGACCAGGCCAGCUCCGCACGCUGUCCCAGCAGCCCCUCCUGUGUGGACCAGGCCAGCUCCGAACACUGUCCCAGCAGCCCCUCCUGUGUGGACCAGGCCAGCUCCGCACACUGUCCCAGCAGCCCCUCCUGUGUGGACCAGGCCAGCUCCGCACACUGUCCCAGCAGCCCCUCCAGCUCCAGCCUGGUCCCCGAGGACCUCAUCUCCCCAGCCUGCCCCUCACCCCCGCUGGGCAGCAGCAGUGUCCCCUCCCUCAGCACAGACCUCCAUGAGAAGUCUGGACCUGGCCUGACGCCAGCUCCUGGAAGGACCCCUGUUGCCCCGCCGGAGGUGGAACGGCGCUCCACUCUCUCCAAACAGGACCGGCUGCUCAUCCACAAGAUCAGGAGGUACUACGAACACGCCGAGCACGAGGACGCCAGCUUCAGCAUCAAGCGCAGGGAGAGUCUGUCCUACAUCCCCCGGGGCCUGGUGAGACACCUGAGCAGCCAGCUGGACAGCCCCCAGGACGCCCUGCUCCCGCAGAGGAACGCCUCCACUCACACCCGGCCCACAUCCUGGGCUGUGUUUGACCUGCCGGGCCUGGAGCCAGACAGCAUGCACGGCUCUCAGAACAUCAGCCGUGCUCCUCCUGGUGUGGAGGAGUUCAGGCCGGCCUCUGAGAUGCUCCAUGUGUGGCAAGACAUGGAGCUGGAGGAGAAGGGGACGGAGGGUGGGAAGGGCCGGCAGACUGAGGAGACCCUGUCCCCUCCUGGUCCCCACCGGCUCCAGAGGAACAACCAGGAGGAACCUCUGAGUAUCCUGGAGGAAUCGGACGGAGGCUCAGUCUCAGAGGAGGCCUCCUCUCCGUCCAUCACACCCUCCCCAGCCAGGGAGGACCGCCCUGGGCUCGACCCGUGCCCAGGCAGGCCCCCCUGGACCAGGGAGAGGGUGAGGCUGGCCCGGGCUCCUCUGCCCAGGAUCAUCAGCCUCCGGUCGGGCGUGGAAGAGGACAUGAUCCUGCAAGACAUGGAGAAGAUGAAGAACAAGGUGUUCAAGCUGGCUCGACAGUACAGCCAGCGCAUCAAGAACAACAGGCCAGUGGUGAGGCAGAGGAACAGGGAGGUGGAGAGCAUGGGCUCCUCCAAAAACCUGUCUGCCGUCUACGAGGAGAAGGACCAAAACAGAGACAGGGGUAAACCUAAGCUGAUGCUGUCACUGACCUGCUAUGACCAGGUCAUCAUCCAGGAGCUUCCUUCUCCCAGCCCAUCCCAGUCCCUCAGUUUCGGUGCUAGCUCUCGUGUCACGUCCCCCUGCCCACCCCUAACCACCAGCCCCCAGACCCCAGCGCAGGCCUUCCACUGGCCUGACAUCAGCGAGCUGCGCUCCCUCUACACCCCCACCUCCAGGCUGGGUCCUGGGGCUGGGCCCCCCUCCCCGGUCACCCGAAGCUGCCUGGCUCCAGAGGACGCGCUGGGGAGCUGCAGCGAUGGGUUCAGGUCCUCCUGGGGAUCCACUGACUGCUCUGAGAGCUGUGAAGGCUCCACAGAUUCCCUCAGAGGGACGUCCGACUGGCCAGGCACCAGGCUGGACAUGGCCUGUGAGGGGGGGAGUCCUGUCGGGGGACAACAGCCCCAGGACCAGCCUCAACUUUGCAGGUGGAGCUCUGUGGACUCCAAGCCACUCCAUGAGAUGCAGAAUCUUCCGGACCCCAUGAGAAGCUGUUAUGUAGCUGGCAAUCUCAUCCUUCCCAACGAACACAAGGUGAUCAUAGUGGAGAGGGUUCCUGGGGGAAGAGCAGGAGAUGGAGGGAUGCAGGGAGCAGAAGAUGGAGGGAUGCAGGGAGGAGAAGAUGGAGGGUGUCCAGAGAAGGAGGAGCUUGAGGAGGUGGAAGGCUUCCACAGGGCAGCGCUGGACUGCACCAACACGUCCAUGUUGACUUCAGGGAGGAAGACACAGAACCGUCUGGUGAAGAACUUACGAGAGAGGUUCCAGAGUUUGAACUCCUAACAGUUACAGGGAAAUCACUCAGAGAAGUAUGUAAGACCAUGCAGAGACAUAGGACUACCAGUAAAUACUGUUGGUGUUUUCAGAAUUUCAUAUUCUCAUUUUCAUAUUCUUAAUUUUUUUUUCUAGUUGUUUUUGGAGUGUAUGCCAAUGUAGUCAACACUUGUGGGAUGUGCUGUGUUUAUGUCACCACUAGUAGGGAUAUGGUCAAUGACGGGCCCUACAAAGCUGUUUCUUUGUAAAAGUUGUAAAUGCAAUGCUUGUACAUGUUCACUAUUGAUGACUGUUUUGAUGUGAAACGGUCAAGUAUCGUUGUAUAUUUGAAUGGGAAAUGUUUGUGUUUCUUGCUUGUAAGAAGUCACUAGAGACUAGAGCAGUAGAUAACAAGUAGUCCAGAUAAGACACAUAAUAUAAACCACUUUAGGCAAAUUAACUGUGUACAAACAGUUGAUCGAAGUUUGGGACAAAGAUCGAAGCUUAUUGAGAGAACUCAGGCAUCGCCACAAUCCAAGUGACAACUAGUCUUCAACACAAAACGGUUACACAGGAUUAGCAAGCACUGCUCAUUGACCUAUGACCAAAGAGUGUUGUUCUCCAAAUUGAGUGGUGUUUGGUUGGUGAACUGCAGUACCCCAGAGCUAUUCUGCUACUGCAGUAGGCUACCCAUGAGCUAUUUGACUUAACUUGAGUACAUAGUCACUACUCAAGACUACUCAUUCUCAUUCCUCACUCACUGGAACUUCACCUUCAUUGUUGUCUAUGUUUUGUGUUAUUUAUAUAAUUGCUGUGUUUGACUGAGGUCAUUUGUCUUCAUUUAGAUACCGACCAGUCUUGUUCCCCUUGUUUUCUAUUCCACAAGAAGAAAUAUAGUUUUCAUGCUUGAAAUAGCUUAUAUUUCUAAUUAAAAGCAUGAUAUUUUUAAAAUAAAUUCGUGUUGUGUCUCUAGGAUGACUAAUUUAAAUCUAUAUUUGUAUGUCAGCGGUAGGUACGUCUGGCUGGCUGGUAAGGAUGU
Molecule: messenger RNA, 5424 nt
Organism: Hypomesus transpacificus
Lineage: Eukaryota; Metazoa; Chordata; Actinopteri; Osmeriformes; Osmeridae
Product: pleckstrin homology domain-containing family G member 3
Exons: 19
Coding region: 189-4415 (1408 amino acids)
Biological process (GO): intracellular signal transduction
Molecular function (GO): guanyl-nucleotide exchange factor activity
Source: RefSeq, a predicted model, not a curated record